AUGAGCCAUGUUUAAUCUUACUCUGUCAUAAACAAGGAGUCAUAUUCAUUAGUCACGGACUCACGUGUCACAUAUUUCGAGAACAACGUAUCCGCACGUGCCAUUGCCACCGGCAGUUUCCUUUUUCACAUCGCACGAGGAAGUUUUGAACUCUUCAAAACAAAAACAAAAACUCUCUCAACCAUUUUCCCUCUGUCUAACUUCUUCUCUUAUAUUUCUCUCUCUCUAGUGGCAAAGUAUGGCAGAUUGGGGACCUGUAGUGGUGGCUGUGAUACUGUUCGUGCUUCUGACUCCGGGACUUCUCUUUCAGAUUCCGGCGAGAGGUCGAAUCGUGGAGUUCGGGAAUAUGCACACCAGCGGCGCCUCGAUUCUCGUCCACACCAUCAUUUUCUUCGCUCUCAUCACCAUCUUCACCAUCGCCAUCCGUCUCCACAUCUAUACCGGUUAAUUUUACCUACCGGAUUUGUAAUUUUUCGGUUGUCUUGUUGUCGUUGUGUUCUUCGUACCGGUUUUUUUUCCUAUGUCUUUGUUUAGAAAUUCUCUGUGUACUAUGGUGUAAACAUAUUUGAAUACUAUAUGUGAGUCUGAAUUUGCAUUAAGUUAAAUGUUUCUGUUUGAUUA
This is a messenger RNA of Brassica rapa (field mustard), 621 nucleotides long. RefSeq lists its product as uncharacterized. NCBI's taxonomy places the organism in Eukaryota, Viridiplantae, Streptophyta, Magnoliopsida, Brassicales, Brassicaceae. The record is from RefSeq and is a predicted model, not a curated record.